AGCAUUAGCAGCGCAGCACUCACCAAGACAUUGCCACAAAGCUUGCAAAAGCACACAAAUUUAGCUCUACAUAUUCCUUUGUCAUAGCUAGAGAUCAAUAUAUAUAAGCUCGAUCGAGAGAGAGAGAUCAUCGACCACAGUCCACAGAGAGCAUCAAGAAUUUGACCUUUAGGGAGAGAUUUUAUAUAUGGGUGAUCAGGAAAAGAAGCAUAAGAUGGCGAUAAGAGUCAGGGAGUUCGAAAUGGAGAGGGACUUGCCGGCGGUGGAGGAGCUGGAGCGCCGGUGCCAGGUCGGGCUCUCCGGCGACCAGGCGGAUGACGUCGCGUCCACCGGCACCGCCGAAGAAGACGGCGGUGGCGCCGCCAAUAAGAAGUGCAGGAGGCGCAAAAAGAAGACGAAGAAGAAGAGAGGCAUGUCGCUGUACGUGGAGCAGAUCGGCGACCCGUUCGCCCGGGUGCGCCACUCGCCGGACCACGUCAUCCUGGUUGCUGAGUACGGAGAAGAAGAAGCAGGAGAGGUGGUCGGGGUGAUCAAGGCGUGCGUCAGGGCAGUGAGCCGAGGGAAGAAGAAGAAGCAGCAUGAGUUCGCCAAGACGGCCUGCCUCCUCGGCCUCAGGGUCUCCCCCUCCCACAGGCGGCUCGGGAUCGCGACGGCGCUGGUGUCCCGGGCGGAGGCGUGGUGCGCGGCGAGAGGCGCGGCGCACGCGACCAUGGCGACCACGUCCUCCAACGCCGCCUCCCUGGCUCUCUUCACCGGCCGCUUCGGCUACGCCCCGUUCCGCCGCCCGGUCUUCCUGGGCCACCCGGUGCACCGCCACCGCGCCCGCGUCCCGGCCGCGCACCGCGUGCUCCAGCUCCCGCCCCAACUCGCCGCCGCCGCCUACGCCGCCACCACGCUGCAAGAAGCCGAGUUCGUCCCCGCCGACCUCCCGGCUCUGCUCGCCCACAAGCUCACCCUCGGCACCUACCUCGCCCUCAACCGCGGCGCCCCGCCGGAUGCCGAUGCCGGAACGCCGGCGUCGUACGCGAUGCUGAGCGUGUGGGACGCCACGCGGUCGCUGCGGCUGCGGGUGUCGGGCGCGGCGCCGCUGCUCAGGGCGUCGCUGGCGGCCGCGCGCGCCCUGGACCGGCACGCGCCGUGGCUGCGCGUGCCCUCGCUCCCGGACGUGUUCCGCCCCUUCGGGACGUACCUCCUCUACGGGCUCCGCAUGUCCGGGCCUGACGGGCCGGCCCUGCUCCGCUCCCUCUGCCGCCACGCGCACAACGUGGCGAGAAGGAACCCCGCGUGCGCCGUCGUGGCGGCGGAUCUCGGGCCGGAUGACCCUGCGGCCGCCGCCGUCCCGCACUGGGCCAGAUUCUCCUGCCACGACGACGUCUGGUGCGUCAAGAAGCUCGCCGCCCCCGCCGCUUCCGGCAAUGCCUUCCACGCCGCCGCUGAUGAAGACGAAGAAGAUGACGCCUGGAUGACGGCGCCACCGCCCGGCGUCUUGUUCGUGGACCCACGGGAGUUCUGACGUUCCUCGCGCUUCCGGAAUUAACUUAUCUGCUCGGUUUUGAUUUCUGACGACGGUGUAGAUACAUCAUUAUACAUACUCUCAUACUCAUAGAUUGACUGACAGACAAAUGUAUGUAUGCUGCGAAUUCAGGCAUUGCAUUUUGCAGCAUUCCAGUUUACAGCAAGUGUAACCAAAUUUUAGCUCUCCACUCUGAAUCCCCCAAGACCAAUAUGGCUUUCUGCUCUA
Molecule: messenger RNA, 1741 nt
Organism: Brachypodium distachyon (stiff brome)
Lineage: Eukaryota; Viridiplantae; Streptophyta; Magnoliopsida; Poales; Poaceae
Product: probable N-acetyltransferase HLS1
Exons: 3
Coding region: 188-1513 (441 amino acids)
Molecular function (GO): acyltransferase activity, transferring groups other than amino-acyl groups
Source: RefSeq, a predicted model, not a curated record